CAACAAAGACUCGUCCGUCACAUUAACUCCCUUCACAGCCCGUCACCAAAACCCACCCACCUCUUUCUUCGAUAAUACCAGUCUUACCCACCCACGCCAAGUCUCUCCCAUAUCGACACCUUUCUCACUUCGAAGCUUUGAACCCCCACAAAUUUCUACCUUUCCUUCCGUGUUCUUGAUCGGUCAAAAAUCACUGAUCAACCUGUUUGAUUUUUGAUACUGUUGCAGCGUUUUAAAUUGUUUCUGAUUUUGUUGUUUUCAGAAAUCAGAGAGUGUUUUCUAAGCACCGAAACAGAUCAAUCAUGUUUCAGCGAAUGUUCGGAAAGCCUAAGCAGGAAACCAACGCCUUAACAACGUUGGACAAGUUAAACGAGACACUUGAAAUGCUAGAGAAAAAGGAGAAUGUCCUUUUGAAGAAGGCUUCUGCAGAGGUUGAAAAGGCUAAGGAAUUUACUAGAGCAAAGAACAAGAAGGCUGCAAUACAGUGUUUAAAGAAGAAGAAGCUUUACGAACAGCAAAUUGAACAGCUUGGAAAUUUCCAAUUGCGCAUUCAUGAUCAGAUGAUAUUGUUGGAAGGUGCUAAAGCUACAACAGAAACUGUUGAUGCAUUGAGAACUGGAGCAGCUGCCAUGAAGCAAAUGCACAAGGCAACGAAUAUUGAUGAUGUGGACAAAACAAUGGAUGAGAUCAAUGAGCAGACUGAGAACAUGAAACAGAUUCAGGAGGCACUCUCAGCACCCAUUGGUGCAGCAGCUGAUUUUGAUGAGGAUGAAUUGGAAGCCGAACUUGAAGAACUGGAAGGAGCUGAGUUGGAGGAACAGCUUCUUCAGCCUGCUACUACUGCCCCUGCAGCUCCAGUCAAUGUCCCGGCAGGCAGGCAACCAACCCGCCCUGUUGCUCAGAAGAACAAAGCUGAGGAAGAUGAGCUUGCUGCAUUACAGGCAGAGAUGGCACUCUAAGAGUUGGUAUUGCAAAGUGGGUGAAUAUCAUUUAAAGGUUGAAGCUGCUGCAUAAUUGAGGCUUGAGGCUACAUUUCCACAAGAGAAAUCGAGAAAUUCUCCUCAUCUACUGUUUGUGUAUAUGGCUUAAAGUAUAUCAGGUUCUAUCUAUAAUUUGUAGUUUACCUCGUUGUUUUCAGAACAAAUGUGGCAGAUUCCUAUCAAAAAUUAUAUUCUCGUAGGGUUGUGACAUAUUUCAUAUAUUUAAGAAAUAAAUAGUGUGUCAUGGCA
Quercus robur (English oak) is the source of this 1229-nucleotide messenger RNA. Its product is annotated as vacuolar protein sorting-associated protein 32 homolog 2-like. Bases 303 to 959 code for a protein of 218 amino acids. The transcript has 7 exons. Lineage: Eukaryota; Viridiplantae; Streptophyta; Magnoliopsida; Fagales; Fagaceae. Gene Ontology annotation, biological process: vesicle budding from membrane; late endosome to vacuole transport via multivesicular body sorting pathway. The record is from RefSeq and is a predicted model, not a curated record. Gene Ontology annotation, cellular component: cytoplasmic side of plasma membrane; multivesicular body; ESCRT III complex.